Molecule: messenger RNA, 1911 nt
Organism: Scheffersomyces coipomensis
Lineage: Eukaryota; Fungi; Ascomycota; Pichiomycetes; Serinales; Debaryomycetaceae
Gene: CDC20
Product: ubiquitin-protein transferase activating protein
Exons: 2
Coding region: 1-1911 (636 amino acids)
Biological process (GO): anaphase-promoting complex-dependent catabolic process; positive regulation of anaphase-promoting complex-dependent catabolic process; positive regulation of ubiquitin protein ligase activity
Cellular component (GO): anaphase-promoting complex
Molecular function (GO): ubiquitin ligase activator activity; protein binding; anaphase-promoting complex binding
Source: RefSeq, a predicted model, not a curated record
AUGUCAUCCUUAUUCUUUGAAUCUCCCACUUCAAAGAAAAUUACUUCCAUACCUGAACACCAAUCUGAUGAUCAUGAAAAUGAUAUACUCCCUUUGAAUCUAGAUAUUCUAAAGAAUACUAAUGGGAAAAAGAGAACUCACAUUGAUAAUAACUCAAAUCAUAACCCCAUAGUUGAUCAUCUUAGUUUACCUCCAACCUUAUCACCAAGUAAAAGAUUAUAUUUACAUAGUAUGAGUCCAAAUGUAUCUAAUAAACAUAUUUAUUUACAACCUUCCAAAACUUCAAGUUCUUCAAGUUCAUCAACUAGUACAUCAACUACUUCUACCGCCCCUAAAUCAAGAUUUAUAAGACCACCAUUAUUAAAACCACUUUCAUUACCAAAUCCAAGAUCGCAAUCUUCAAUGUCAUUAUCAAGAAAUUCCCUCUCUCCAACUAGAAAAUUAAGAAGAACUAAUUCAUUAAUAAGUCAAGGUGGUUCUUCAUCAUUAUCUGAUAAUCAACAACAAUCAGCUACAACUUCAUCUGAUAGAUUUAUUCCUUCUCGUCAUAAUUCAACUACAGGUAAAUUACAAUCAACCAUCACAAAUUUAAAUCCAAAUUCUUCACCACAAAGUCAUAUUAAAGCUCAAACUUCAAAGAUUUAUCAACAUCAUGUAGCUGAAGCUUGUGGAAUUGAAAUGAAUUCAAGAAUUUUAAUGUAUCAACCAUUACCUCCUGAAAGAAAAAAACCAAUUAAUCUAUUUAAUCAUAUUUCGGGUAAUAAUUCAAAUUUAAAAUCUAAAUUAUUAACUAAUAAAUCAACUUUAAGACCUGCUAUUGCAUCAGCAAGAGCUAAAAAGAUUCCUACUGCUCCUGAAAGAGUCCUUGAUGCUCCUGGUUUUGUGGAUGAUUUCUAUUUAAAUCUUUUAGCAUGGUCUCUGACUAAUUUAUUAGCUAUUGGAUUAGAAGAUGCUGUUUAUGUAUGGAAUGCUUCAACUGGUUCAGUAGGGAUUUUAUGUGAAUUACCUGAUAAAUGUAUGGUUACUUCUUUAAGAUGGUCAGAUGAUGGAUCUUAUAUCUCAAUUGGUAAAGAAGAUGGUUUAAUUGAAAUUUGGGAUAUUGAAUCAAAUACAAAAUUAAGAACUUUAAAUUGUGAUAAUCAUCAAACAAGAAUUGCUUCUCAAUGUUGGAAUAAUCAUAUGUUAACUUCUGGUUCAAGAAUUGGAAAUAUUUAUCAUUCAGAUGUAAGGUUACCUCAACAAAUAACUAGUAAAUCUGAAAAUGUUCAUACUGCUGAAAUUUGUGGUUUAGAAUAUAGAUCAGAUGGUAUCCAAUUUGCAAGUGGUGGAAAUGAUAAUUUAGUUAGUAUUUGGGAUGUUAGACAAAGUCAUUCUUCUACAAGUGGUCAACCUUUAUUCACUAAAACAAAUCAUAAAGCUGCUGUUAAAGCAUUAUCUUGGUGUCCUUAUCAACCUUCGUUAUUAGCAACUGGAGGUGGAUCAUCUGAUAAAACCAUUAAUUUCUGGAACACAACUACUGGUGCAAGAGUUAAUACUAUUGAAACUGGUUCACAAAUAAGUUCAUUAAAUUGGGGUUAUGCCAAUGGAAUUGGAUUAGAAAUAGUUGCUACUCAUGGAUUCCCUACUAAUAAUAUUUCCCUUUAUAAUUAUCCAACUUUACAAAAAACAGGUGAAAUUAUUGGAGCUCAUGAUUCAAGAAUCUUAAAUGGUUGUUUAAGUCCUGAUAAUUUAACUUUGGCAACUGUGGCAGGUGAUGAAAAUUUAAAAUUUUGGUCAUUGUUCGAUAUAGUUAAACAUAGAACUUUAGGUUCAAAUGAUGGUAGAAUUAAUGAUAAUUAUGAUAAUGAAGAAAGUGAUUUAAUUGGAAAUGAUGAUACUAAGACCAUCAGGAAAAUGAUGAGUUUCCGUUAA